UUGGCAUGGUAGCAGUUCGGUUCUUCUUUACUAAAAUGGGGAAACUUAGAUGGGGUAUCUGCACAGCAGGUAAAAUUGCUCAAGACUUUUCAAACGCCAUUUGUGACCUAAAGGACCAUGCAAUCCAGGCGAUCGCGUCACGGUCUCUAGAAAGAGCAGAAGAAUUAGCUGAAAAAGUAGGAGCGAAAUCGAGCUAUGGAAGUUACGACUCUCUCGCCGCUGACCCGAAUGUUGAUAUCGUGUACAUUGGGAGUGUUAACAUUGCCCAUAUUCCUCUGUGCAAGCUGUUCCUGAAUGCCAAGAAACAUGUCCUGUGUGAAAAGCCUCUUGGUGUACAUUCUAAAGAAGUUGGUGAAGCAAUCGAAGUUGCAAGACAGAAUGGUGUGUUUUUCAUGGAGGGUUUAUGGAGCAGGUUCUUCCCGGCAUAUGACAAGAUCAGAAAACUACUUUUAGAUGGAGAGAUUGGAGAUGUGAAAUUCAUCACAGCGGAUUUCUGUUUGAAUGGGACGAGUAGUGGAAUCUGCCAUGAUAAAAGUGUAGGUGAUGGAGCCCUAUAUAAUAUAGGGAUCUACCCAAUCCAACUGGCGACCAUGGUGUUAGGACCAAACCCCACCUUGGUUCAAGGGGUUGGAGGUAUGACACAAACAGGUGUUGAUGAGAUUUGCAGUAUCACCUUGAAGUAUCCGGACCACAAGAUCGCUACCAUGGUAACCAGUAUUGCAGCUGACAGUAACAAUGUUGCCAGUAUUGUUGGGACCACAGGGAGAAUAAAUUUAACAGACAGCUUCCACGCCCUCAGUAAAGUGGAGUUAGUCCGAGGGUUUCCUGCGCCAGGCAUGUUUGAGAAAGAAGUCUUUGAGUUCCCUCUCCCUACCUCUGAACGAUCUUUCAAUUACCCUGGAUCCGUUGGGUUUCAAUACCAAGCAAAUGCAGUCAAGGAAGCAAUAGAUGAAGGAAGGACAGAGCAUCCCCUUCUGACCUGGUCAGAAACCUUAGCCAUCCACAAGAUCAUGGACAAACUUAGACACGACGUUGGGUACUACCGACCAGAAGAGGAGAAUGAAAAAGAGGGAUCAGUAUAAACUAUGGCUUCCUCAGAUUGUGAUUGAUUUCCUCUGUAAUCUAUAAAGCGGUAAGUGCACCAACAAAAUGUGUAAUCAGUCCUACUAAUAAAUAUUGUCUUGGUGCUGGCCUUGGCACUUUUAUUAAAGGUGAUUCCGACCCAAAUAAAAACUUGUUUUAGAGGGGAAAAAUUCAGUUAAGUACAGGCCUACAUAGGUGAAAGUUUGAACAAUGUCGGACAGACAAUAGGAGGGUUAUGAAUAUUUAAAAUGUGUAAAAAUUGGUGAUCUCUAUACCCAUGGGGAUUUCAAAUUGGCCGCAUAUGUGAUGUUACAGUGACAUAUUACAGGCAAGUACUACUCUUUCAUGUACUCCAAUACAUAAAAUGGCUAAAAUUUCUUUUUUUUUCCAAAAUUUUUACUUCAAAUUUUAUUUUUCUUUCAUGAGGACAUUAAACAUAGUGCUACAUGGGUUAUAUUAAGAUUAAUGCCCCAGGGGAAUGGGUACUUAGGAGAAAACCAGAAAUCCCUGAUAAUAAAGUACAUGGCCUAGGAAAGUUGUCCUUGCCACUUCUCAUAAUUUACUUAGCCAGUUGCCAAUUUGUAAUCUCAAUUUUCUUAGGGAUCUCAACUUUAAAGCAGCCAUAUCUUUCUUAUUGCUUGUCCGAUUUCUUUCACACCUUCACAAUUCUAUUCAUUUAUUUCUCUCCUUUACAACACAACAGUUUAUGGCCAAGGCUGGAUUCCCCUUAACCAUUAUUAUUGUGAAUAUUGUUUUACUAAAAACAUAGGGGGUUCUCCUUAUUCUACGACACAUGUCCUAGAAUAAGAAGCACCCCCCAUCAUAAUUUUUCAAGUAGAGCUAACAC
Molecule: messenger RNA, 1930 nt
Organism: Lytechinus pictus (painted urchin)
Lineage: Eukaryota; Metazoa; Echinodermata; Echinoidea; Temnopleuroida; Toxopneustidae
Product: trans-1,2-dihydrobenzene-1,2-diol dehydrogenase-like
Exons: 7
Coding region: 6-1082 (358 amino acids)
Molecular function (GO): nucleotide binding
Source: RefSeq, a predicted model, not a curated record